Messenger RNA from Pseudoliparis swirei, 2548 nucleotides. RefSeq names its product probable E3 SUMO-protein ligase RNF212. The record is from RefSeq and is a predicted model, not a curated record. NCBI's taxonomy places the organism in Eukaryota, Metazoa, Chordata, Actinopteri, Perciformes, Liparidae. Gene Ontology annotation, molecular function: SUMO transferase activity. Gene Ontology annotation, biological process: protein sumoylation; homologous chromosome pairing at meiosis; reciprocal meiotic recombination. Gene Ontology annotation, cellular component: synaptonemal complex. Bases 593 to 2098 code for a protein of 501 amino acids. The transcript is spliced from 18 exons.
GCAUUUCACCGAGUGCACUUCACGCCGUGACGUCCACCGCGCCGCACAUCCCACGAUGAAGUGGGAGUCCCAUUUAAUAGCCAGAACAGACGGCAGUUACACGUAAGGUGACUCCCCCACCUCGACCCACCAAGCAACAUAGAAAGCGCACUGCAGCUGACAGAUUGAACGGCAAUAAGAAAGAAACAUCUGUUGCGACAGGGAGCUCCUUCCUUUUUGAAUGACGAGGAAGAGGAAGAGGAAAAUUACUGCGACAGAGAAUCAAGAAAAUCACGAGCGGAACGAGUUUCUGGCUUUAUCAAUAGUUUCAUCAGCGCAAGCCGGAGACAGCCGAGUGUGAACUUUGCUAUUGGCUUCCAGUUCACCCAGUCACCAGACGACCAGAAUGUCUCGUCACACAAAGCAGCACCUGUGAGGUUCUCACACUCAACCUGUUCCCCUCAGAGCCGUCCACUUUACGCUAUCGGACAUGUCUGUUCGGCUUUAGUCGAUGACACCUACAUUUUGAGUUAGAAUUUGCAGAAGUCAACGUGGACCACGAUUGGGUCAGCGCCACAUGUAUUGUAAUUGAAUCGCACAUUGUGAACUGAAGAUGAGUUUGCGAGGCGUUGGCUUCGUCCUCCAGUGUUACCUGAUGUUGGCAGCAGCCAUGUAUUUUGAUCUCGGAGAGCAGGAGGAAAAGUGCAUCAUCGAGGAGAUUCCUGAAGACACGCUGGUCACCGGUCAUUUCUUGUUGGAGCCUUGGGACAUGAAGCUGUUCUCCCACUCUCCCCACUUCGGCGUCACUGUGACAGUCAGAGACCCGAACUAUGAGGUUCUGAUGUCCAAACGCUACGGUAAAUUUAGUAAAUUCACCUUCACAGCUCACGCCUCUGGUCAGCACUACCUCUGCUUCCAGACCAACUCCACAAGGUUUGCUGUCUUCUCUGGAGAGAGGCUGAAGCUACAUUUGGACGUUCAGAUGGGAGAGCACCCGAUUGACCCCAAAACUGACGAGACCAAAAACAACAUGGAGGUUUUGGAAAACAGCCUCAGACACCUCGUGGAUCAGAUGAUGUACAUCACCAGGCAACAGGAGUACCAGAGGGAGAAAGAGGAGGUGUUUCGUCAGAUCAGUGAAGAGACCAACGGUCUCCAAAUGUCUUACUGGGUCUGCUGCAACUCCUGCUUCCUGUCCCCCAGCGCGGACAGAAAGCUGGCGGUCACCACCUGUGGCCAUGUCAUCUGCAGUGUCUGUUACGGGAAAGGCAAACCAGGCAAGUGUUUAAUAUGCAGUGCCAAAUGCCAAGUGACGCCUCUGUCUGACAAAAGCAGUUCAGAGGUGAAGGCUCUGUUCUCCGACAUCAACUCUGUGGCGACCAAACACAUCGCGGAAAUCAGCAAAGUUAUAUUGUUUCAGACAAGACAUCAAAAGAGACUGUUGACAUACUACCAGAAAAGGAAUGAGAAUUUCGAAGAGGUGUUAGUCAAGAUGAAGCAAGAAAUGCAGCAGAUGGCAAAGAAGCUGAAUGAACAGAGCGCUUACAUCUCUCAGCUGGAAAGCUCUCUUCAGCAUCAGAGUGCCAAAGCUUCAUCGGUGCCUCAGAUGAGCCACAGUUCCUACAAUCUUCAUGGACAAAAAUCAGUCCUACAGAUCCCGUAUCAGUCCCCCAUGUCCCUCUCGAGACGCUCCUCGACGACUAAUAUUCAUCUGGCUGGUUCUGAAACAGAAAGGCUCAGAAUCCAGCGCAGAGCUCAGCCAACUGAAACCAACAGGACUGAUGAGGCGUGCUCUCGUGUCUCUCGCAGCACUGAAAACACGGACGUGGAUGAAAGGAGUCUGUUCAGAAAACCUAACACGGUCCCCCGACUGUCAUUAAUCAGUCCUCCACAAGAUGGACGAAUGGGCACCGUCCCUCACAGGCCGCCCAACCACAACAUGUUGGCCAACCGCUCGGCUCGCUCGGCCACAGUCAGUCGUUUUCAAGGAUCUCCGAUGACCCAGGAUAUGUCAUACGGCCAGAGUUCUGGAUGGAAGUCUCCCUUCUUCCAACCUCUCUCCUUCAGACACAACAUGUCCUCCAUGGUCAGCCCCCCUCCCAACCAAACACACACAUGAACCGUCUUCAAGCCUUUUGAGGAAAUACACCCGGCCGCCGAUGUGCGUCCCGAGAUAUGCACGCGAGUCCAGGGUUUCAUCAACCGGAGGCGACGUGAAAUGUAUUCCACUUGUAUCGCACUUCACGUAGAUGACCGAACGCAGAUUCCGUUCGUUGAAUCGACUCGCGAUCAAUUAAAGUGAUGAAACACGGCGUCUGGUGUCAGGUGAUGUCAUCCACUGGAGCUGGAGUUGUUUGGGCGUGUUGUUUCUGAAGGGGAAGCACUUUCACACUAAUCCAGCAGAGAGACCCGCAGGCCUCCGCCCACACAGCCUUUGCAACGCGGCUCGCCCCGAAGGCUCGUCUGACGUCACGCGCGCCGCCACCUGCUCGCUUUACACAAAUGAACCGGGAUUAUGCUCCCGGAAGAAGAAGAAAAAGGCCAUUUACUGGAUUCAACAGGGCUUCGA